Molecule: messenger RNA, 785 nt
Organism: Striga asiatica
Lineage: Eukaryota; Viridiplantae; Streptophyta; Magnoliopsida; Lamiales; Orobanchaceae
Source: the annotation of a GenBank genome assembly
AUCGAAUGUAAUUUUCUCUAAUUAAUAAGCAUUUAAGUCAACCUUGUCCAUGUACCUUUACCCCAAAAAAUGGACAGCGAUUCUCCGAGUCCUCCGUCCGACGCGGCCACCAGCAUUCCUCUCACCACCACCACCGCCAACGACGCCUUUUCAUCCCGACGAAGAUUAGAAUGGCCCACUAUUGACGGGCCGCUUGGCCUCUGCCACGAAGACUCUCUACCCUAUGCCAGGAGGUUCUUCAAGUUGGGAUUCUUAUGCCUGCCUUUCCUUUGGGCCCUCAAUUGCUAUUACUUCUGGCCCGUCCUUCGCUAUCCUCAUUCUCGUCACUCGCAUCCCGUCCUCCGCCGUUAUCUUGUUGGAUCCGCAAUUGGUUUCCUCAUUUUCAUGACUAUCCUUUCUUCAUGGGCUCUUACCUUUGCCAUCGGAGGUGAAAGACUGCUUGGCCAUGCUUGGGAGGAACUUGUGAUGUUCAAUGUGGCUGACAAGUAUGGAUUAACGGGAUGGAUCUAGUGCUACUAUAUCUAUUUGCUAUAUGCAAGAACAUACUAUGAUUUUAUUAUGAAGGAUUUGGGAUGUUAUGUUUGGCUUCUAAAUUUACUUACGCAAGCAAGCGCAGUUGUCCUGGACUCCUUGUUCAUCUCUAUGAUAUUUGUAGACAUUGAAAUUUUAAUAUUUUAUUAAUUAGUGUCUUUAUUUAUUUUGGGACAUAAAUCUAAGAUAAAUAAGAUAUUUAAUUAAUAAAGCUAUAAUUUCUUGGCCACUAAAUCAAAUUUUAAGAUUAUGAA